GCAGCACAUUGGUUUUUUCCCUGAAAGAUAAUUUGGCUUGGCACCAUCUCAUUUGCGGAUGAGAUGCUUUGGUGUGUCUUUUCCAUUUUCCAUGUCCAAGUGAAAUUCUUUUACUUCUAAGCAAAGAAUAACAGCUUUGAGUCAAGAAGAUACUACUAUUAGUAGCGGCAUCACUGAGUGCUCAGUUCAAGAACUAUCAAAGUUAUAACCAGUCCAUACCCAAUUCCUCCAGUGUUAUACUUCUCCAGAAAUGUUUGCACCAAUAGCAGUGGCCUUGGCAGUGGGUCUUUUGGGGUGGGCUUAUCAGGCAAUAAAACCUCCUCCUCCAAAGAUAUGUGGGUCACCAGGUGGUCCACCUGUUACUUCACCAAGAGUAAAACUCAGUGAUGGGAGGCAUUUGGCUUAUCGAGAAACUGGGGUUGCCAAGGAGGAGGCCAAAUACAAAAUCAUCAUCGUUCAUGGCUUUGACAGCUCCAAAGAUCUCAGUUUACCCAUCCCUCAAGAGCUUAUAGAGGAGCUCAAGAUUUAUAUCUUGUUCUUCGACCGACCAGGUUAUGGCGAGAGUGAUCCAGAUCCAUCACGGUCAGUGAAGAGUGAAGCAAAUGAUAUUCAAGAACUAGCAGACAAGUUGGAGAUUGGAUCUAGGUUCUAUGUAAUUGGUAUAUCAAUGGGGGCAUAUCCUGUUUAUGGUUGCCUAAAAUACAUACCGCAUAGGUUAUCUGGAGCUUCCCUGGUGGUUCCAUUUGUGCACUACUGGUGGCCCUGUCUUCCUGCCAAUUUAGCUAAAGAAGCCUUCAAAAAGCUGCCUGUGCAGUACCAAAUGACAUUUCGGGUUGCUCAUCACUUUCCUUGGUUAAUCAACUGGUGGAUGUCUAAGAAAUGGAGCAUUAUGAAUGGUAAUUUGUCAGUUUUUAGUCCCCGAGAUUUGGAGAUCUUGAAGAAGUUGUCAGAAUCACCUAUAGUCGGUCAGGAAAAGAUUAGACAGCAAGGUGUUUACGAGUGUCUAUAUCAAGACAUAAUAACAGGCUAUGCGAAAUGGGAAUUUGAUCCCAUGGAUCUAAGUAAUCCUUUUCCUGACAAUGAGAGGCCAGUCCACAUCUGGCAAGGUUUUGAGGACAGAAUCAUUCCUAUUGAAAUAAAUCGUUAUAUCUCGGAGAAGGUUCCAUGGAUACAGUAUCAUGAGGUUGCAGAUGCUGGACAUUUGCUUAUGUUCGAGAACAAAAACUGUGAAGCCGUUCUGAAAGCACUUUUGCUCAGCUAGGCCCCUUGUCUUCUGGGUUUAAUGCAUGCUCUUGAACUUAGCUAUAAGAAAAUUGUUCCAUGUUUUGAUGCUAAAUAUUCUUGUUGUAAUGGUCUCAUAGAGAGGAAUUUUCUUGAGGUUCCAGUAUGUAAAUAAAAUGUUCCUAAAUCUGGAUCUUCAUAAGCUAAGAAUUUGUGUUGUGAUGCUUACCUAAAAUAAUAUACUGGAAGCCAUAUGUAGUUUUAUCCGUUUUAUCUUCCUCUUCA
Molecule: messenger RNA, 1506 nt
Organism: Pistacia vera
Lineage: Eukaryota; Viridiplantae; Streptophyta; Magnoliopsida; Sapindales; Anacardiaceae
Exons: 6
Coding region: 251-1261 (336 amino acids)
Source: RefSeq, a predicted model, not a curated record